UCCUUCCCAACUUGGACAACAACCCAACGUCUGUUACAUUGUCAGACUGCGAUCACAAGCACACACAUCUGAAUCUUAUAUAUCUUAACUACUUGAAGAGUGUCACUUGCUUGAAGGGGGAGACUUCACGUUAGCCUACGUGGGGUUUAAAGUUUACCUGACAGGUUAAACUCAGGGCAGAAUAUAACACACAGCAGCCACAGCCCCCUCUAGCCGGUUAGCAUAACAGCCUGCUGGUUCUUUGACAGCUCACUCGGUUACUCGACGUCCGGGUACUGUCUACGUCCGUAGUGAUAUCUGUGGACGUGUCAGCGACCAUUUAACUGUAUGACAUGUCAGUUUAAUAUGCGAGGGAACCAUUUCUUUAAGACUAAAAUGCUGGUUCAGCUUUCUUUCUUUCUUUAGCUAGUAAGCUAACUAACUAGCAUUACUGACGGCUAACUAGCAACUUGUUAACGUUAGCUGGCUGCCUAGCAACAUGGCUAGCUGCCUAGCAACACUGUCUUAAUCUGGUAACUACCUACAUAUUUUCUUAAGUGUGCUGUUAGCUUUAGUUGGGCUUUCUCUAAUCAGCCAGUGUUUCGUGGUCAGGUCUUUACAGGAUACCAGUCAUUGUGUGUAUGGAGGCUCAGCUGUAGCUAUAGCUGCCUCUAUUGUUUACAUGGAUACGAUCAGCUGAAGUGCACAGUGGGCACAUGUGGUGGUCGUAAACAAUACUGGAUCAUCUACAGAACAACAACAACAAGCACAGUGGACUUAUUAUGGACAUGGGGCUGGGAGGUAGAAACUCUACAGCCUCAGACUCUCUACCUGAAUGAGGAUGAUGAUGAAGGAGGACAGCUGUGCCUGCUGGACUGUUUGACUUUGUGUGGGAGGUUGGACAAAAGGACAGGAGUUUGUUUGUUUGUCAAUAUUUAGGAUUAAUCUGAGAAGAGACAAAAUGAAGAGAAUAGGAAAUAGACUGCACUGGGGAGUGGUCCACACAUCUGGUGGCACUGGGAUGUUGCUGAAGACCCUGCUGGUCACCAGUCUCCUUGGCUGGGCGAGAUGUCAAGAGAGCCAGAGCACGAUGACACCAGAGGAGAAGACCGUUAUCAGGGACCAGAUCAUUGAAAUGUUUGAUCAUGCUUACGGCAGUUACAUGAAAUAUGCCUAUCCAGCAGAUGAGCUGAUGCCUCUCAGCUGCAGGGGGAGAGUCCGUGGCCAGGAGCCCAAUAGAGGGGACAUAGAUGACUCCUUGGGGAAGUUUUCUCUCACACUGAUUGACACCCUAGAUACCCUGGUGGUGUUGAACAAGCUUGAUGAGUUUGAGGACGCAGUGAGGAAGGCCGUGACAGAAGUACGCCUGGACAACGAUGUUGUGGUGUCUGUGUUUGAGACCAACAUCAGAGUUUUAGGAGGGCUUUUGGGAGCCCACGUGAUGGCCGACCUGCUACGGCAGCGCGGGGAGAGGAUGCAGUGGUAUCGUGAUGAGCUCCUACACAUGGCCAAAGAGCUGGGCCAUCGAUUACUGCCUGCCUUUAACACCACAAGUGGCCUUCCCUACCCUAAGGUGAAUCUUCGGUAUGGAGUCCUAAACCCACUUUCACGCACAGGCACUGAGUCGGACACCUGCACAGCAUGUGCUGGAACAAUGAUCCUGGAGUUUGCUGCCCUCAGCAGACUGUCAGGAGAGUCUGUGUUUGAGGAACAUGCAAGGAAGGCUCUGGAUGUCCUCUGGCAGAGGAGACAGAGGGGAAGUGACUUGGUGGGGACUGUCAUCAAUAUCCAUAAUGAAGAAUGGGUACGGAGAGAGAGUGGUGUCGGUGCUGGUAUCGACUCGUAUUAUGAAUAUUUGAUGAAGGCCUACAUUCUUCUAGGAGACAAUGUGUUUCUGGAGAGGUUCAACAUUCACUAUAGUGCCAUUAUGAAAUACAUCAGUCAGCCUCCCCUGCUGCUCAACGUACACAUGCACAACCCCACUGUGAGCGUGCGCAGCUGGAUGGACUCUCUUCUGGCUUUCUUCCCCGGCUUACAGGUUUUGAGAGGAGAUCUGAAGCCAGCUAUUGAGACUCAUGAAAUGCUUUACCAAGUCACCAAACAGCACAAGUUUCUUCCAGAGGCUUUCACCACAGAGUUCAGAGUUCAUUGGGGCCAACACCUACUGAGACCAGAGUUUGCAGAAAGCACCUACUACCUCUAUAAGGCCACUGGCGACCCCUACUACCUCAGAGUGGGACAGUCCAUCGUGGAAAAGCUCAAUGCCUACGCCAGGGUGCCUUGCGGGUUUGCCGCUGUGCAAGAUGUUCGCACUGGGACGCAUGAAGACAGGAUGGACUCGUUCUUUCUGGCGGAGAUGUUUAAAUACCUGUACCUGCUGUUUUCGGAGAAGAGCCAGCUGCCCAUCGAUAUCGACGACUACAUCUUCACCACAGAGGCUCACCUUCUCCCUGUAUCUCUCUCCAUCACCCAGCCGCCCUGUCAAGGCAACAACACGGAGUCCGUUCCUGUUCCUCAAGAAGAAGAUCUGUUCACACACUCCUGCCCCAGCAUGGAGACGUUGUUCCCCAACAACCCCUCGUUUGCCAAAACCAUCCGGGACAGCUACAAGUACCUCACCGGGGUGGGGCGAGCCUUCCACCCCUUACCUGUCAGGGAAAUUGAGUUACCGCUCCAUGAUAAUGGGAUGGAGCCGGUAGAGUUCUUGAAAAGCAUGGGCAUUUCUCUCACACCACUGAACGAGGUCCUGGUAGGAGAGGCCGGAAAUCGGAAGGAGCAUAAAGGGGUGUACCGUGUCAAACUGGUGGCAGAGUUGAGCCACACACCGGAGGAGGAGGAGGUGGUGCCCCAUGUCGUUCAGCUCAUAUCCCCCCCGUAUCUGGGUAGGACGGUCCUCACAGCGGGACCUGCCAAGUUUGGGAUGGACCUCACCAAGCAGGAGCACGGGGUGAAGGGCAGCAUAACGAAAGCCUCUCCCUACACUGCAUGUGGGCCAAUAGAUAAUGCAGUGGCGCUUAAAGGGCAUAUCGCCCUGGCACUGCGUGGGGACUGCAUGUUUGCUGUGAAGGCUCGUCGGCUGCAGGAGGCAGGAGCCGUGGGAGUCAUCUUUAUAGACCACCGCGAGGGGAGCAAUAGCGAGGACACUCCCCUCUUCCAGAUGGUUGGAGAUGGCGACUCCACUGAAGACAUCACCGUACCCUUGGUCUUCCUGUUCAGCCAGGAGGGUGCCGUGCUCACAGCAGCUCUGAAGGAACAUCACAAUGUGGAUGUGCUGAUGCUGCCUAAGGAGAGGCAGUUGGGACAUGUUAAGACAGACCUACCGGUCGGCGUGCACAUCAAAAUCCGCCUGGCGGAGGAGGGGGAGCUGGAGGACGGAGUAGCAAGAGGGCCCACCUUGGAGUUUGUUUUGGAGAAACAGGAGGUGCUUCUUAAGGAAGAGGAGGAAGAAGAGCAGAGGCAGUUCUGCUCACAAGCAGCAGAGGAUGACAGAACUGAACCGUGUUCAGCAGAUUCAUCACAAACCGCAAACUCUAACAGUGGACAAGACGCAAACCCUUGACCACGACCGAUCCCGAAGUAGCCAAGUUUCCAAACGCUGAUCUCUCAUCAGUGUCUGAAUGGCGUGUGCCUCAGAGCCCCUCACUGCCCUACAUGGAGCCCUUAACUGACCCAGCCUGCAUGUUUACAGCCGAUGGAGGAGAGUAAAACAGCGUGAUAGCCACAUCCUGUCUUGACUUUGAAAUCUAAAGAUUGUUCUUCAUUUAUUAGACGGGGAGUCAAAGUGGUGGCUUUUAUUGAAACUACUGAAAUGAGGGAUGUCGUGAGACUAAACUGGGUAGUUCAAGGCCAAAAGCUGUAGGUUAAUAUGGGCUGGGCUGGUGCUGCCCACACCUAGCCUGUAGUGUUGUUAGGCACAUACAAGGUGUCCGUGAUGAUAAUGACAUAGAUCACUGACUAGAAUUUAAAAUUACCUCACCUUAGAGGAAAACAUAGAUAAGGCAAAAAUGUACUCAGCUAGGUUUUUUAUGCAAUGCAGUUUUUUUCAAUGUAGAGUGCACCUUUUCACUUAAUCAACAACUACUGUUAAAUAUUCGGUGAUGGUGAAUGGAAUAUGACCUGGCCAGUAGGUGGCGUUAGCUACCGCAGCUUCUCAGUAAUAUAAUGGUGGUAGAUGAAGGAGAUGAGCUGGGGCCAAUUUUAAUUUUAUUCUGUACUAGUAAGCAACUUCAGGGAAUUUCAAGAGUGAAUGCAGUUUGCUAGGGUUGACCCAUUUGAUGAAAUGUUUGUGUGCGUGUUCUGCAUUUCCUUUUUGCUAUAACGUGUAUGUGUGUGUGCGUGUGUGUGUGUGUGUGUGUGUGUAAUGACUACAAACACCCAAGAAAGCGUCUCAGCUAAAACAUUUUUUUGCUAUCAGACGAAACCCUCCUGUCUUCACAAAGUCAUCAGGCAAGGGAUUAGGAAUAAUCUGUCGGAUCGAGCACCAUAGAUUUGGAUUUUUCAGUCUAUAUGCUAAUUUUUCCAACCUAGAAAUAACUCUGUGGUCAUUAUUAAAUUGUAAUUUAUCAUGUCAUCUUGAAAACUUUGCAAAAUUAACCAAAUCUCGCAACUUGCAACUGAAGUCUACAUGUAACUCUGGUUUAGUUCAACCAGGUGCAGCAUCACAUUUGGUCUGCAGUCCCAGACUGCUAUGCACUUUGAAACGCAGGUAUGAUGAUGAUCGUCUAUGGCAGAUUCAUUCAUCUGUGUGUGUUGCAAUAAGUAAUUCAUUGUACCAUUUACAUUGUGCAAUAAUGCAAUGUUUUUUAGCCACCUUAAAAUAUAAGGAAAACUCUACAGGGUUAGUUUAAAACAGAAAAAAGCAAGGUUUUUUUUUCUCAUCUAAAAUGGUAACAGUCAAUCUGGAAAGGCCAACUGAAUCCUGUACAUUGUUUCCAAAGUAUGAUAGAUACAGUUGUCUGGUCUCUACGCAAACUAAACCAUAUUCUGGGCAUUCUUAUGUGUAAUCACUUUUCAGAAAGAUGCAUAACUCUUUAAUCAGUCAUAUUCACGUCACUCUGACUAAUAAUUUUUAGCAUGAUUCUUUUCUUUUGUGGUACAUUAAAUGUGAGCUCAUGUUUGUGUGGGGAAACCACUUUUCAUUGAAGUAUGUUUUCUUUUAUGAUUGUACGGUGGACCUGUUCCUGAUGCUGCCGAGUUAAUUUGAAGUCUUAAUCCAACAUGACUUUUUAUUUUGUUUAGCCCGUUUGAGGCUUUGCCAACCCGUAUACCUCAGGACUGUGUGUUACAGUUCAAGCAGAGAAAAGGACAGUGGACACGAUGUAGGGGAUUUUUAUUUAUUUUUUUAAUCAUUUUUCAUGCUAUUUAAUUUUCAACUGCUCUCUAAGGUUUCUGUUGAUCAGUGGCUGAAAGUUUAAAAAAAAAAAAAAAAGUGCCAAAAGAGAUGCAUGACAUGGCUCCUGUUUCUGUUUCACAUCUUUUUAGUUUCUGACUGUGAGCUGAGGCAGUCUCAUCAAUAAAUUUGAAAUCACAUUA
This is a messenger RNA of Sebastes umbrosus (honeycomb rockfish), 5511 nucleotides long. Its product is annotated as ER degradation-enhancing alpha-mannosidase-like protein 3. Bases 941 to 3538 code for a protein of 865 amino acids. Gene Ontology annotation, biological process: mannose trimming involved in glycoprotein ERAD pathway; endoplasmic reticulum mannose trimming; carbohydrate metabolic process. Gene Ontology annotation, cellular component: membrane; endoplasmic reticulum. NCBI's taxonomy places the organism in Eukaryota, Metazoa, Chordata, Actinopteri, Perciformes, Sebastidae. Gene Ontology annotation, molecular function: mannosyl-oligosaccharide 1,2-alpha-mannosidase activity; calcium ion binding. The transcript is spliced from 20 exons. The record is from RefSeq and is a predicted model, not a curated record.